AUGGUUGUUGCCCAUGGACUUUCCCCUCAGGAAUGGUAUCCUGAGGUGAGAUAUGCCAACAGUCUUGGAAGCAUGCUAAAGAAAAACAUUGCCAACGCUUCAAAGGGGUCAGCAGAAUCCUUUCUCUAUCUUAAUCUAGCUCACAGAGAUUAUGAUCUUCACCAGUUAGCAUUCUGUGAUCAAAGCCAAGCCCUGCUACGAAAAAUUCCUUGGUUGAUACUUCUAUCAGAUCAAUAUCUUGUCGCUUCUCUGUUCCUGAUCCCAUCUUUCAAUCAAGAGUGUGGGAGUGUCGGUGCUGUAGAAGUGGAAAGAUUGAAGCUUGGGCUUGAAACGCCAUUGUUUAAGCUUUUGGUCAUUGCUGGUUCAUCAAAACCAAAUUCAUUCUUCAGUGAAAAGAUAUGGAGCGUAAUCGUGGUGGUUUCGAGAAAAUCUGAGCGAAAAUGGACUAAUUUUUUACCGGGUCAGAGUGACCCGAGUUUUUCAGUCGGGUCGACCCGAAUGGAUGUAGAAGGAGGGCUGAGAAAAUACCAUUUCGGAGAAGGCAAAGUUUCAUAUUCUCGUGGUCCUAAUGAUUUGGUCUUUGUCUCGUAUCAAGACUCAGCAUUUGAUCUAAUUGCGGGGUUAGCUAAAGCUAAGGUUUCUCCAGCAAAUACUCAAGAUGUUGCAGCAUUAGGUUUUGAUUCUAAAAACGAUUCCUCUCAACCAUCUAGCAUGCCUGAUCAAAAGGUGCUUAAUGAACAGCUGCCUUCCAGAUUUGGCAAUGGAUCAAUUUCAAAAAACAAGUCCUCUCAGCCUACCAGCAUACCUGAUGACGCAGUGGUUAAUGGACUUUUGGCUCCUGGAUCUGGUGAUGGAUCAAGUUCAAAAAACAAGUCCUCUCAGCCUACCAGCAUACCUGAUGACACAGUGGUUAAUGGACUUUUGGCUCCUGGAUCUGGUGAUGAAUCAAGUUCAAAAAAUUAUUCCUUUCAGCCUUCCGGAAAGCCUGAUGAUAAACCUCUUUCCACAAAGCCUACUGACAUGCCAGAUGAUAAGCUGCUCGGUCCACUGUUGGCUCCUGGAUUUGUUGAAGUAUUGGGUUCAAAAACUGAUUCCUCGCAACCUACCAAAACGGCUAAUGAUAAAUUGCUUGAUGGACUUCUAUUCCCUGGUUUUGAUGAUAGAUCCUGCUUGAGCAGAUACCGUUCUUUCCUAUACCGCAAAGCUUCUCAACAUAAGCCCUCUUCCUACCUCCUUUUGAAGUUACGUAAGUACGAAGAUCUUCAUAAACGCUGUGGACCAUACACUAGAUCUUACGAUAAAACCCUAAAGAGACUCAAGUCUAACCAUACAAGUAGUAGCAGUGGGUGUAAUUACAUUGUCUGGUUGGGUUCUAACGGGAUGGGGAACAGGAUAAUAAGCAUGGCUUCAGCAUUUCUUUAUGCUCUCCUCACAAAUCGAGUCCUACUUGUUGAUCAUGGUACUGACAUGACUCAUCUCUUUUGUGAGCCAUUUCCCAACACAUCAUGGGUAUUGCCCAUGGACUUUCCCAUGAAAAAACAAUUCCAUGCCUUGAAACUGAGACAUGAUCGUUUCAGAGAUAUAUCAGAGAAGUCCCCUCCAUCGUUUGUGUAUUUUAAUAUACCUCAUGGUACUUAUGAUUUUGAUGAGCUUUUCCUCUGUGACAAUAGCAGAGCUCUUCUUGAAAAAGUUCCUUGGUUUCUUCUAUCAUCUGAUCAAUAUUUGGCCCCUGCUUUCUUCCUCAGCCCAACUUUCAAGCAAGAGGUAAGCAAGCUGUUCCCAGAAAAAGAAACCAUUUUCCAUCAUUUGGGUCGGUAUCUUUUCCACCCCUCAAAUCAGGCAUGGGGAGUAAUUACAAAGUUCUAUCAGGCUAAUCUAGCGAAGGCAGAACAGAGGAUUGGCCUCCAAAUAAGAAUAUUCAGCCGCAGAACUAGUCCAUUCGAAGUGGUCAUGGAUCAAAUAUUAUCCUGUAUGCUGAAGAACAAGCUUCUUCCAGAAGUAGAUACACAGAACUCUGUACGUUCUCCUCCUGAAAAUCGUCCUUCGAAAGCUAUUCUAAUAACUUCCUUGUUUUCGGAGUACUAUGAGAACAUGAGUGCUUUGUAUCAGUCAAAACCAACUGUGACUGGUGAAGUGAUCAGGGUUUACCAGCCAAGCCACGAAGAAUAUCAACACAAAUCGGACAACAUGCACAACAUGAAAGCCUGGGCUGAAAUUUAUCUCUUGAGCUUGAGUGAUGUUCUAAUCACUAGUGCCGGGUCAACCUUUGGCUAUGUGGCGCAAGGUCUAGGAGGUUUGAAGCCAUGGAUUUUGAUUAGACCAAAGAAUAAGAUGGUUCCAGACCCACCUUGUCGACGAGACAAAUCUAUGGACCCUUGUUUCCAUUAUGCUCCCAAGUAUGAAUGUAAGGCAAAGCACAAAACUGAUUUCGGCACUCUUGUUCCUUACAUAAGGCAUUGUGCGGAUCGGCAGACAGGAGUGAAGCUUUUUAAUGAUCCUAAACGAUCUUAG
Dovyalis caffra is the source of this 2511-nucleotide messenger RNA. The record is from the annotation of a GenBank genome assembly. Lineage: Eukaryota; Viridiplantae; Streptophyta; Magnoliopsida; Malpighiales; Salicaceae.